AUGUCGUCUGAGGAAAAGUCCCAGUCUUCUGACAACAAGGACAAUGGCUCUAUCAAGGUCGGAAUUUCAUCCGGUGAAGUCGACCUAGAGUCCCGUGAAGUCUUCCGGACUGGCGAUGACGUCCUCGACUUCAGGACCGUCAGUUGGCAGCGGGCGACCAUUAUGUUCUGCAAGAUCAACUUUGCCAUGAGCAUUCUUGCUAUUCCUCAGGCAAUUUCAACAGUCGGUGCUGUCGGCGGGUCUCUCAUUCUUGUUGGAUUCACAUCUCUCAAUGUCUACACUGGUCUUAUCCUAGGUGAUUUCCGCAACAGACAUCCGGAAUGCCAUAUGCUAGCUGAUAUGAUGGGCUUCAUUUGGGGCAGGGUUGGCCGUGAACUAGUCGGUGUUCAAAUCAUCGUCCUUCAGAUCCUCAUCACCGCAGGCGGCGUCGCCACAACAGCCGUCGGCCUUAACGCGUUAUCAAAUCACUCCCAAUGUACCGUCAUCUUUGGCCUGGUGAGCGCGAUUCUCGUCACGGCCUGCUCAUCUGUGCGUACCUUCUCCAAGCUCGGCUGGAUCACUUGGUUUGGCAUGAUUACCUUUACCAUUGGAGUUCUCGUCUUUACUAUUGCUGUUACCCAGCAGGAUCGGCCUGCAGCAGCACCACCAACUGGUGACUUUGACCUCGGUUGGAUCGCUAUCGCCAACCCUGGCUUUGUUGUAGGUAUGGUCAGCUCUGCGAACCUCUUUAUUUGCACCGCCGGCUCCUCUAUGUUCCUUCCUGUUAUCUCUGAGAUGCGUCGACCUCAGGACUACCGUAAAGCUUGUCUUUGGGCUGGCCUCAUUGUCGGCAUGCUCUAUCUUGUUCUGAGCCUUGUUAUUUACCGCUACUGUGGAACUUGGCUGUCUGUUCCUGCUUUUGCCAGCGCUGGGCCUCUCUUCAAAAAGAUCUCGUACGGAAUUUCACUACCUGGUCUAAUCAUCGGUCUUGGUAUAUAUCAACAUGUUGCGGUAAAAUACGCCUUUGUCCGUCUUCUCAGAGACUCAGAUCAUCUCCAGAAGAAUACUUUCACCCAUUGGGGCACAUGGCUUGGCAUCAAUUUUGCCUUUGGUACAGCUGCCUUUAUUGUUGCUGAGGCCGUACCUAUUUUGAAUUAUUUACUCGGCCUAGCUGGUGCUCUCUGUGCUGCCCCUUUCAGUCUGAUCUUUCCAUGCCUUCUCUGGAUGUAUGACUUUAAGGGGUACAGAUCUGGCACUCUCAUGCAGAGGGCUCAGUACACUAUACAUGUCCUUAUCGCCUUGAUCGGUCUUUACAUGGUCGCUGGAACUGCCUAUGCGGUAGUCGUUGCCAUCAAAAUGGCUUUCCAGAGUGGAACGAUUGCACGAGUAUUUGACUGCGCUGACAAUUCCGGUUCUGUCUGA
Messenger RNA from Fusarium subglutinans, 1401 nucleotides. RefSeq names its product amino acid transporter. The coding region runs from base 1 to 1401 and encodes 466 amino acids. Gene Ontology annotation, cellular component: vacuolar membrane. NCBI's taxonomy places the organism in Eukaryota, Fungi, Ascomycota, Sordariomycetes, Hypocreales, Nectriaceae. The record is from RefSeq and is a predicted model, not a curated record. The transcript has 4 exons. Gene Ontology annotation, molecular function: amino acid transmembrane transporter activity. Gene Ontology annotation, biological process: amino acid transmembrane transport.